GCUCCUUCCGCUUAGUGUGGUAACAAAAAUUCCAUGAUUUUAUUACGCGACUUCAGUUAGGAUGAAAACAUCUUUAUUAUCGUAAAUAAUGGUCCUGUUUUACGGAUACCGUGCGUAUAAAUAACAGCUGAAGUGGCAAGCAAAACCAGUUUCCAGUUCAAGACCAAAGGUUUCUUUCUACGUCAAGCGGUAAUCCUCUCAAAAUGCUUCUGGAAAGUGUCCUGCUUCUGUUGGCCGGCCUUGCCGGGGCCUUCGGCCAGGUCCCAUCGCCGAGUGCGCCGGCCAGCAAUUUCUCCUACAUCUCCGGGAAAGGCAGUUACCUGUUGGCUAUCGAUCGAACCGGCGUCGUUCAUCGUCUGAAUGGGACAACAUGGGUUGCACUGCCCGCGCCGACGCUGGUGGGCAAUCCAAAUAUCCCUGCGAUCUCAACACACGCACGCAGUGUGGGCGCCAGUCCGGAUGGCUGGCAUCACAUGUGCACCAAGACUGGUGAACCCUUCCGCUUUAAUCCAAACAGCAACACAUGGGAGUAUACGAAUAAUGUCUUGUGUAAACAAAUUAACGCACGGAAUAAAGACAACGCUGCGAUGAUCAAGGUGCAGGCCUUGAGAAGUAACCAGGGAGUAGCAGUAACCUAUACAGCCACAGGUAUCCUCGGAACUGGAUCGUGGAAUCUCUUAGGCGUAACCACGGAUAAUAAUUUCGACUAUCUAGAAUGGGUCAGUAUUGGGAAGGACGGUGAGAUUUGGACUAUUGCGAACGAAGGGCGCGUGUUCCGCUACAACAGUGCGGCCGACAGAUUUGACGGGAUCCCUAUUCUCAAUGCCCUGCGACUGGAUGUGCGCAAUGCCAGCUAUGCCACUGUCGUCACACCGGGAUGCACCGCGUGGACCUUCAAGAGCGGCACAUGGGCCAAAUGGUACAUCGUCAGCGGCUGUCCGGUGCAGACAACCUCCACCAGUAGCAAUGAUUACUACCUGGACGAGCGCGGUCAUUUCGGUUCCCGACACUGAAAGACUUGAUUCUGUCAUGUCGUGGAUUUAAUACAGCGCGUACUGACAAAGGCGGAAUGCUUAAGAGGGUGAAGUUUUACUUGUGCUUUUAAAAGUGGCCUUUACCCUUGAUAGUU
Paramacrobiotus metropolitanus is the source of this 1129-nucleotide messenger RNA. RefSeq lists its product as uncharacterized. The record is from RefSeq and is a predicted model, not a curated record. The transcript is spliced from 4 exons. NCBI's taxonomy places the organism in Eukaryota, Metazoa, Tardigrada, Eutardigrada, Parachela, Macrobiotidae. The coding region runs from base 204 to 1013 and encodes 269 amino acids.